Messenger RNA from Aspergillus welwitschiae, 1185 nucleotides. Its product is annotated as emp24/gp25L/p24 family protein. Gene Ontology annotation, cellular component: COPII-coated ER to Golgi transport vesicle; endoplasmic reticulum-Golgi intermediate compartment; Golgi apparatus. NCBI's taxonomy places the organism in Eukaryota, Fungi, Ascomycota, Eurotiomycetes, Eurotiales, Aspergillaceae. The record is from RefSeq and is a predicted model, not a curated record. Gene Ontology annotation, biological process: Golgi organization; intracellular protein transport; endoplasmic reticulum to Golgi vesicle-mediated transport. The coding region runs from base 68 to 724 and encodes 218 amino acids. The transcript is spliced from 4 exons.
GCUUCCGAGCCUCGUUGUCAAUUUAUAGUCUCCUCCCCCUCGGCCACUGCCACAACUGCCAUUGACAAUGGCGGCCACCCGUCUCACAAUGAGGUCUUUCCUCGGUCUUCUCUUCCUCCUGUUCGUCCAACUCACCUCCGCCCUGAAGUUCGACCUCUCUGCUGUGAGCGGGAAGAACGAGCGAUGUAUACGCAACUUCGUUUUCAAGGACCAGCUUGUGGUCGUCACCGCCAUUGUGAGCGGAAACAAGGGUGAUGGCCAGGUUGUUAACAUGCAUAUCAAGGAUGCGCUGGGCAAUGACCACGGUCGUCCUAAGGACAUUGCCGGAGAGACUCGUCAGGCCUUCACUUCUCCCGCCGAUACUGCUUUCGACGUUUGCUUUGACAACCAACUCACCACUCGUCACGCCGUUGCCAACCCCUACAAGUCCAUCGAGCUCGAUGUCGACAUUGGUGCCGAUGCCCGUGACUGGUCUAGCAUUCAGGUUCAGGAGAAGCUCAAGCCUGUUGAGACCGACCUCCGCCGUAUCGAAGAGAUGGUGGCCGAGAUUGUCAGCGAGAUGGAGUACCUGCGCGCUCGUGAGCAGAAGCUGCGUGAUACCAACGAGAGCACGAACGAGCGUGUGAAGUGGUUCGCUUUCGGUACUAUGGGUAUGCUGGUUGGACUGGGUGCUUGGCAGGUCGUGUAUCUGAGGGCUUACUUCAGAUCCAAGCACCUUAUCUAGACCAUGUCGGUUUAAAACUAGAAUCGUGAGAAAGAGAAGGUUCCAGGUUGAUGCUUUCUCUCUUGUCAUGACAAAAUAUGGACUAUUUCUUUUCAAUGCAUUUCAUUAUCGUCUUGACCCUAUGUAGUUCCGGGAUUUGCUUCACGGUACACUGAUUGAAUAUUGACGAGGAGUAUGACAACUGUGCAUGUACAUUGGUGCUGGUGAUCGGUAUUGUUUCCUUUAUUUUUAGCCGUCUUUAGACACAUAAGAGGAGGCCAUUUUCCCAAGCUUGAAAGACCGUCAAUACUGUAGAUGCUGUAGUACGUCACGCAAGGCAUGCAAACAUGCUAGCAAAAUGACAGCUAGCGCGAUCCUGUGUAACUCUAGAUCGAAAUCGAAAUCCCUAAUAGUCAAUAGGAGACAAUACCAUGAGAACCAAUUGCAGCCCGCACACUGUGCCACAUGCUGCAGUCAUAGCA